Molecule: messenger RNA, 683 nt
Organism: Amblyraja radiata (thorny skate)
Lineage: Eukaryota; Metazoa; Chordata; Chondrichthyes; Rajiformes; Rajidae
Product: 60S ribosomal protein L26
Exons: 4
Coding region: 115-552 (145 amino acids)
Biological process (GO): translation
Cellular component (GO): large ribosomal subunit; ribosome
Molecular function (GO): structural constituent of ribosome; RNA binding
Source: RefSeq, a predicted model, not a curated record
GCAGGAUUUUACGUUUCCGUAAUCUUGCGCGGAUGGGAAGCGCACUAGUGACGCACAGCGCAUGCGUGCGUUCUCUUUCUCCGGCGGCCAUCGGAGAGCGGUCGGGACGCCAAGAUGAAACUCAACCCAUUUGUAACCUCUUCACGGCGGAAGAAUCGUAAAAGACACUUCAAUGCUCCGUCUCACAUCCGCAGGAAAAUCAUGUCCUCGCCGCUGUCUAAGGAAUUGAGGCAGAAAUACAAUGUUCGCUCAAUGCCCAUACGCAAGGAUGAUGAGGUUCAGGUCGUCAGAGGUCACUACAAGGGGCAGCAGAUCGGCAAAGUUGUCCAAGUGUACAGGAAGAAAUAUGUAAUCUAUAUUGAGCGCGUGCAGCGUGAAAAGGCCAAUGGUACCACAGUUCAUGUUGGCAUUCAUCCCAGCAAGGUGGUGAUUACCAGGCUAAAGCUGGAUAAGGAUCGAAAGAAGAUUCUGGAGCGCAAAGCGAAAUCUCGCCAAGUUGGCAAGGACAAGGGAAAAUAUAAGGAAGAAUCCAUUGAAAAAAUGCAGGAGUAAUCUUUUGUUCUGUCUUCGUUGCUUUCAAUAAAAAUGGGAGAAAAAAAUGUUGGUGUCUGUCAAAGAAAAUAUAAUUUUUUAUAUAUCUUUAGCAUACUUUGAGAAAUAAAACAUUCAAUUUCAGUUGAUUU